This is a messenger RNA of Sodiomyces alkalinus F11, 1047 nucleotides long. Its product is annotated as GTP cyclohydrolase I. Gene Ontology annotation, molecular function: GTP cyclohydrolase I activity; GTP binding; zinc ion binding. Bases 1 to 1047 code for a protein of 348 amino acids. The record is from RefSeq and is a predicted model, not a curated record. Gene Ontology annotation, cellular component: cytoplasm. The transcript has 3 exons. Gene Ontology annotation, biological process: tetrahydrobiopterin biosynthetic process; tetrahydrofolate biosynthetic process. Lineage: Eukaryota; Fungi; Ascomycota; Sordariomycetes; Glomerellales; Plectosphaerellaceae.
AUGGGUGGUUCAGAAGUCCGAGCGUCCGAAAAGCGCAGCAAGCGCAAUCGCAAUGGCGGCCAGAGCCACCUCAAUGGCUCCUCCAACAUUUCCAGUGACGCCGACAGCGUGAGUACGGCGAGUCAAUCGAGCAAGAAGGGUUCCAGGAAGAGGAAGCACCGCGAGGAGUCCAGUCGCAGUCGCACCACCGUCAACGGAACCAAAGUGAACGUAUCGGCCGCACUCUCAACCAGGCGCCCGAGCUUGACCCAGCCGGCUCGGGACCCGCGUGAUUUCACCACCAAGCCUACCAAACGACCGCGCGUCGAUGCUGAUGCCGGUGCUGAUGCUCAUGGCCAUGCCGAUGCCGAUGCCGAUGCCGAUACCGACGCCAACAAUGGCAAGCUGACACGGUCCCUCAGUCCCUACAUUGACUUUGACGGUCUUAGUCGCCCAAGCCGCGGAACUCGCGAGCGCCUAGAGGAGACGGACGAACAAAAGGCAGAGCGCCAGAAAAAGAUCGAAGGUGCCGUACGCACCAUCCUCGAAUGCGUGGGCGAAGACGUCGAGCGCCCGGGCAUCCUAGACACCCCCCGACGCUACGCGGAAGCCAUGCUCUUCUUCACCGAGGGAUACCAGCAGAACGUCCGCGACGUCGUCAACGGCGCCAUUUUCGAGGAAGGCCACUCGGAGAUGGUCAUUGUCAAAGGCAUCGACAUCUUUUCACUAUGCGAGCAUCAUCUCGUGCCGUUCACGGGCAAGAUGCACAUCGCCUACAUCCCCAAAAACCAAGUCAUCGGCAUCUCCAAACUCCCCCGGAUAGCCGAAAUGUUCAGCCGCCGCUUCCAAAUCCAGGAACGCCUCACCAAAGAGGUCGCCAACGCCAUCAUGGAGAUCCUCAAGCCCCAGGGCGUCGCCGUCGUCAUGGAGUCGAGCCACCUCUGCAUGGUCAUGCGCGGCGUCCAGAAAACCACCGCCACCACCAUCACCAGCUGCGUCCUCGGCUGUUUCGAGCGCAAGUCCAAGACCCGGAACGAGUUUCUCAGUCUUGUCGGGCUCAAGAAUUGA